CAGGGUGGGCGGGGGCAGGAGAGUUGAGGAACACACUGUAUUGACAGCGGCUGUCUCCACUAUUCCGCUUGGAGGACAACAGAAAGUGAGACGUAGGGAGGCUCGUGUUCACCUGGAUUACGCGGAGAAGGAACUUCUGGCUGUCGAGUUGGAGGAGGCGGAUGAGUGCAGCAGCCCCCGGGGGCGAGUGUGUGUGUGUGUGUGAGUGUGUGUGAGUGCUGCGGCGGGCUCCGUUUAGCGAAAGAUGAACAAAAACCACCGAGUGCCGAGCAACCGAUCUCUGAGCGCCGUGGAGGUGAAGAGCAAGUUUGGAGCAGAGUUCCGGCGAUUCUCUCUUGACCGCUCCAAACCAGGCCGCUUCGAUGAGUUCUACGGUCUUCUGCAGCAUGUGCACCGUAUCCCCAACGUGGAGCUGCUGGUGGGCUACGCCGACAUCCAUGGAGACCUGUUGCCAAUUAACAAUGACGACAACUACCACAAGGCUAUCACCACGGCGACGCCCCUGCUCCGCCUCUUCUUGCAGAGAAAAGAGGAGGCGGACUACUCCACAUUUGGCACCAACUCUUUGACGCGCAAGAAACCUCCCCUUGCUGCAGUGCUCCUGCGCCCUGAUGCAGGCAGGAAGAAGCCAGCAGUAGUCAUUAGCCUUCCCCGAGACUUCCGUCCCGUCUCGUCCAUUAUCGACGUGGACGUCUUGCCUGAGACACACCGGCGAGUGCGCCUUUACAAACACGGCCAGGAAAAGCCGCUGGGCUUCUACAUCCGAGACGGCUCGAGUGUGCGUGUCACGCCGCACGGCCUGGAGAAAGCACCAGGCAUCUUUAUCUCACGCCUGGUGCCCGGCGGCCUUGCCGAGAGCACGGGGCUGCUUGCUGUCAAUGACGAGGUGCUUGAGGUCAACGGUAUCGAGGUGGCCGGGAAGUCUCUGGACCAGGUCACAGACAUGAUGAUCGCAAACAGCCACAACCUCAUCAUUACGGUGAAGCCAGCUAACCAGCGCAACAACGUGGUGCGCCACAACAACGGUGGAGCUGCAUCAGGCAGCUCGGGUCGAUCCUCCGAUAGCGGAGCCAGCUACUACAGCUACACGACCCCAGGUGCCGUGGCGACAACCCCUGCGCACAUCAUCCAGAACUUCCAUCCUGAGGAAGUAGACAGCGAUGAGGAUGAAGAAGACUUGGUGAUCGAGGCAGGUGGUGAUAGCAGGCUCGCGCCCGCGUCAGGGACAGAAACUAGCUCCAGCAUGUCCACCCUGCCCAGAUACAAGCCUCAUUUUGACCUCCGAAAUUCCAAUGGGACCUUUGAGCCUUCUGUUAUGAGCAGUACCAGCUCAGGGUCACCGAGGGGCCCCGAUAGAGGUGUGCAGACGCGGAGCCUGGAAGAGGACGGCACAGUGAUCACACUCUAGAGACAAUAGAUACACAGAGACAUCAACAACAGACACACACAGCUGACAUUUACACACUCGAUAUGCUGUAUAUAUGCAGUAUAUAAAAAUGAUCCUAACCCCAUUAUCCUCACAUAGGCAAUUAUUCACAAACACAAUAUAUAAUUUACAGACAUACACCCCAACAUAGUCAGCAACAACAUUGCCACACCAACAGACAUACACACCAACAUUGUCUCUCGUGCCAUAGGACUAACUCAGUGACUGUCUCUACUCUGUAAGAUGACUGAAUCUACUCCUUUAAAAAGAGCAUCUCUUUUUUUGGAAAGGUGCUUCAGAAACUCCACAACACAGCACUUCUCUUUAAGCACAGAUCUUUUUUUUCCUGCUGGAGGGCCUUCUACACGCUUCCCUCCAUAACUAGGAGCACAAUAAUAAGUAAUGGAUUAGACUUGAUGAGUGUGAACUUAGGGAUAAUUGCACAUGUUUGCAGGUUUUUCCUGCCUGUGGAACUACAAAGACAGAACUCUCUGAGACACAAUAUCAGUGAUGACAAUCUGUUUUAAUGCUCUCUCUGGAGUCAUGUGACUCUGGGAUCUGAACCACAAACAAAUUUCAAUGACUUUUGCGCUUCACAAAUAGCACAGUAAAUGCUCUACGGUUACACUGUUAAUUGAGGAGGAAGCUGUAUGACACUAGUUCAACUGUCAUGUUUGCUUCCUGGUGUGCUUUGUCAAGUUUUUAUUGAACAAUGACUAAAUUUAGGAUGCUUCUAAAUUUUUCUGUGUACAAGCAAAUUAGCUUUUACCUACAUUGAUUGGGAGAUUUACUAGGCCUGUAGUGGGCCACUGCUAAUGCUUUUAAUCAUUGCCAAGGACCCAAAAAAAUCAUAUUUUUGUAGCAGAUAUUUUAAUUUUUUUUUACCCUUUAUGUUUAUGACAAGGGCUGUCUCCCUGCUCUGUGGCAUGUGAUUUAUGUGAUGUGUUUUUCCUUAAAGAUGUAAACAACACCAGAACCUGAUACAUUGUUGAUAACGAACAUCGCAGAUAACGAACACAUCCACUCAUUUUUACUGUACACUCUGAAGUGAAGUGUUUCAUGUAUGAGGAGUGUGUUAAUGCCCUCUUGGAUUAAUACACAGUUCGGGCUAUUAGAUAUACCAUGGUUUUAAACCAUCCCCACCCAACCAAUAGUGGUACAUAGAUACAGGCUGCAGAAGGAGCACUUUUGUAACAACCUUUUUCCAGGUGACGUGCUGUGACUUGUCAGGGGAUGAACUUUGAACUGAGGUCUGACCCACAGUAGAUCACCAUUGAGCCUUUCUGUAGUUACAACUGAAGCAAUGUAGAUAUGAACACGGGUAGUGGUUUGUAGGCCUAUGUGAUGUAGGCAUUGGCUGCAUUAUUCUUAUCUAAUAAAGAUAUGCUCCACAAAGGCACCUUCUAUCAUGAAAAACACACACCUGUACUUGUUUUCCAUCCCUGACUCACCUUCUCAAAUGUUGCACUGCUUGGUGCUAAGGCAAGAGUCUCCCAACAUCUAGGUGGACAAUAAUGACUGAGUAUGUUUCCUCUAAUGCUUCUGACACUCUAUGGCUUAUGUAUAAAUGUCUAUAAAUGAGCCUACACCAUAAAAAAACGAUUAACCUACUACCCGGAUACACUGCUUCAAGUUAACAUUAUUAUUGCUGAUACAUUUGCAUUAAAUCUGUAUGGAUGGCCCUUUUGUAUACUCAAAGGCAAUAUAAUAAAAACACUAGAUUUUAUAUUAAUGGAUGUACUGAAUAUACAUCUUGAAUGUGAUGAUAUUUUGAUAGACUGCUGUGCCUCAUGUACUCUUAACCAGUGUUCUUGGAUCUUUAUCCAUAGUGUAGUACAUGUAGCUUUAUCCUUCUCUCUUGUACUCUGAUGAGAAUCAAAAACACUGGAUGACUGUGACCAGAACGCAUUCCUAUCCACUUUCUUCCCCUCAUACAUAGACACUUUAAUACACUCGCCAUUACAAAGGCUUGUUAUGGUACAUAUACUGUAGUAUGACAGGGUUGUCCUCUUAUCCUAGAAUUCCAAGCUGUUCUUCAUUAAAACAGGCUCAAAUGGCUUGUAGGGAGCAUUGUUAAUUUAUUUUUUUUGCUAACCACUACACUACACUACGCUUGGGAUUGUAACCACAGUGACUGUAUUUAUUUUCUAAUCAACUCUGAUUUUUUCUCUCUCUCUUCUAGUGUUUAGCGUACAUGUAUCUCUUUUCUUUCUUCACAGAGUAUCAUCUCCAUAAACAGAGUUUGGGGCCACUUUUUAUUUUUAUUUUUUUUAAUAGGCUUAUAUUUGUUAUAGUGCAUAUAUUGAAGAUAACAUGCUGUUUUCCAUACUGUGAAUUUAUUUCAUUUCUGGAGGAGACCUGAAUGAAUCGGAGACCACCUACUAAUGGGCUUUUUUUGUGUGUGUCAACUCCUUUUGUUUCUUUUUGAUAAUGAGCAAUGAUUAUUUUGCUUGCUAGAUAAAUCCUAAGGUAUAGAUUUGUACUGAAAUGACCAGUAUUUUCAUAAUGCUAUAUACUGUAAAUUUGUAUCACAUUAAUUAAACUGUUUAAAAGGAUAUAUACUAUAUUAAGACAUAGGUGCACAUGUAUACAUUAGUCUACAGGCUGGAUGAAAUAAACUAAUGUGUAGAAAUGGC
Molecule: messenger RNA, 4062 nt
Organism: Pangasianodon hypophthalmus (striped catfish)
Lineage: Eukaryota; Metazoa; Chordata; Actinopteri; Siluriformes; Pangasiidae
Gene: pard6b
Product: par-6 partitioning defective 6 homolog beta (C. elegans)
Exons: 3
Coding region: 245-1408 (387 amino acids)
Biological process (GO): regulation of cellular localization; centrosome cycle; establishment or maintenance of cell polarity
Cellular component (GO): nucleus; cell cortex; apical plasma membrane
Molecular function (GO): protein kinase C binding
Source: RefSeq, a predicted model, not a curated record